AUGUACGGCAGGCUGCUGCGCUGCUUUACUUCCGGUAGCCUUGGCGGUGGUGUUGUAGAUUUCUUCAGUGCAUGCUUUUAUUCAUCAUUUUCCUCAAAGACCCAUCGCCUCGAAAGAAUCAUCCAUACUGGCGUCUGUCGGUCAGUGCUGCAGUUAGCCGACUCGCCCUGCAACACAUGUGCAACCACCUCGACGCUGUUUCUCAGACUUCGUUCCUGUUCAGCACGAGACAGACCCGCUUCUUCCAAUCUAGAGAAGGAACGCGUGCUCACCAUCCCCAAUGUACUAUGCGCGUUCCGCCUAUGCUCAGCACCGUGGUUGUCUUACCUGAUUGUCAACUCACUUUAUACGCAAACUUUCGUUCUGUUUGUAGCCGCAAGCCUGACUGAUCUGGCAGACGGCUACGUAGCAAGGAAGUUUCCUUCUCAAAGGUCGAUUCUCGGCAGCGUUCUCGAUCCUAUAGCAGACAAAAUUUUGGUAGCCUCUGUUUUCCUUUCGCUGACUUAUAAUUGUCUGAUACCGGUCCCUCUCGCAUUAUUGGUCGUCGGCCGUGAUGUUCUGUUGGUCAUCUGGGGUGCAUAUGUUCGCUACAUAUCGUUGCCAGCGCCAAGAAGAUUGAGAAAAUUUUUCGAUCCGACUUUGCCAACGGUUCAGAUAGAAGCAUCUCUUAUUAGCAAGGUAAAAUUCUAG
Molecule: messenger RNA, 690 nt
Organism: Soboliphyme baturini
Lineage: Eukaryota; Metazoa; Nematoda; Enoplea; Dioctophymatida; Soboliphymatidae
Source: the annotation of a GenBank genome assembly